AAUAAUAUAAAAAAUAAAAAUGAUGCUUGAGCUGUGCCCAUCAGGGUUCACGAUUGCUUCCAUCUUAAUUGUAUUACCAUCUAAUCUUCCAUUGUGGAUUUGCAAUAAAAAAUAUGAAUAUGAAUACACCUACUAUAACCGCUCACCGUUGGCGACUUCAUACUAAGCGCGGCUUGGCGUGAAAUGACGUCACAAGCGGUCACGUGACUGUUAGCGGGACUCGAUAUUUUCCGAAACUUUGAAUGCCUAUAAAAUCAAAACUAAUAGAUAUUUUUGACUUCAACAGAAACUAGUAUGUUUGUAUACAUACAGGCUUUACUGAGACAGAACCGUAGGUACCUAUGAUGAACCACGGCACCGCAGCGAGGCGGUGCCGCGCCGCGGCUGGUCGCUUGUAGCUUUUGUACUUUAAGUGGUCUAUUUUUAUGGUCUAUUAUGAAGUUUAGUAAUUUAGAAAAUUUCAGGCUAUUUUAGAAUCGCUUGUCACGGCGGCGGCUUUGCUCCGGGUGGUUUAAGUAUGUACUGUUUAUGUACCAUUACAUUAUUAUUAAUUAUUUAUUUUUUUACAGGAUGAGUAUCAGGAUACAUAAAAUACUCAACAUGGUGAGUCAGAAAAGGAAGUAGGUUAUCUUCAUACAAAUGCACCGCGCGCGGCUUAUACAUAUGUGUGCGCCAUAGUAUCUAUGCGUCGACGCACGCACACUUUAACAAAAUCUCGACCCGUUUCUCAGUGCGCCAGUCGGGGCUAUCACUGUACGAGGUUCGCGCGCGCAUCACGGCUUUUCGGCACUUGUCUUAAUAAUUCAUCGAUUCCAGAGCUGUCUCUGUUCAGAUUACCUAUUGAACAGGAAAGACGCCUUCAGUGGCUGCGCCUAAUAUUUAACUAAAAGUGACAACCCUAAGACAGUAGGCAAUUAUAUCGCGGAUUGGGAAGAAGAUGGCCUACUUCCCCGUUCUUUAUACUAUGCUGGUACCGUACGGUCGCAUUCGAUAUUUGCACAUUGCGCGUUUGACUAAAAUUCCAGUAAUCCUCAAACUUUCUUGCGUAUUGUCGAUCAAUUUUGCGCAAUUAAUUUAUUAUAAGUCAUGAAUUCUUACAAGUGUGGCGCCUGUGACGAAUCGCUUUCUGAUGGGGCUCACUGCACAAUCUGUAAUCAAGAACUGCACUUCCACUGUGCUGGAAUAACAGAGGCUGGUUAUCGAAAAUUGGGUGAUAGAAGGCUUACUUGGCGUUGUAGCAAGUGUAAAAUAAGUAAUGCUUCUCAGCCACCGUCGUCACCAAGGAUUGAGCCAGAAUCACUUAACCUAAAGGAAAUAAGAGCUAUCGCUCAAAAACUAGCUCCACUGGAAACCUUGAGACACGAGAUAACUGAGCUACGUUCGGAGUUUGCAGAUUUAAAAUCGUCACUGAGCGAAACGAAUACGGAGAUAAAGGAGUUCAAUGGGAAAAUCAAGGAAAUCGAAGCGCGUCUACUACAAGUGGAGAAGGUCGUAGAACAAGUGGAUCUCAUUCAUGCUCGCUUAGAUAAACUUGAGGAAGGAAAUAAUACUAAGGAGCAGUGGACUAGAAUGAAUAACAUAGAAAUAAAGGGUUUGCCUCAAAAUAAUCACGAGAACUUGUUCGACAUAAUUGGUAAAAUUGGCGCUAAAAUAAGUUAUCCAGUGUCUAAAGCUCAGAUCAACUUUAUUACUAGGGUGCCAAGCCGUGAGAAGGAUCAUACAAAGCCUAUUAUAGUGUGUUUCUUGAACCUCAACGUGAAAGAGGGCUUCAUUGCUGCGGCCAGACUAACUGUCAAAACUGCUCCCUUAACUACGGGACAAAGCGAUCUUCCAGGGAAUCAACGGAUUUUUAUCAACGAUCACCUGACAUUACAUAAUAAAGCCUUGCUAUCUAAAACCAAGAAGAUGGCCGCAGAAAUGGAUUUUCGCUAUGUCUGGGUCAAGCACAGCAAAAUACACGCGAGAAAGACCGAGAUAUCUCCUACGAUAGUGCUAAAAAACGAGAAAGACCUCAUCAAAAUAAAAUAAACCUGUUUACAUUUCGAUCAAACCCUGUAAAAAAAGUAUUAAUGUUGUUACUUAAUUGUACAAAAUCAGUCAACAAAAAUAAGUUUGAGAAUCAUGUGUUGUUGUGUGCUACGUGCGUAUUCCAUCAAUCACUGUGUCAUCUAAUUGUGCACCUCAUAACCAUUAGUAAAAAAUAUUGUUGUGCAGUCAUUUACUCUCAUGCCAAUUUAGAUCUUAUAGUCAACUACACAAAGUACGAAUUUACACGAUUAGCCUGUUUGGUUAUGUCGUUUCGCGCUUGCAUCGCUUCUUUUAUUCCUUAUCUAUACUCAUUAGUGGUACCUGUUUCGAACUUGACUAUUCACAGACACAGCGCUUUACUGGGCUCUCAAUAUUUUUAUAAGUUUUUGCUAGCUACCCACGGUGCGUCUCGUUAUUUGUACUAUUUCUUAAUUUAUACAAUGAAAUCGACACUUAUUUAUUUUCUUAAUAAU
Trichoplusia ni (cabbage looper) is the source of this 2501-nucleotide messenger RNA. RefSeq lists its product as uncharacterized. Bases 1087 to 2028 code for a protein of 313 amino acids. The transcript has 2 exons. Lineage: Eukaryota; Metazoa; Arthropoda; Insecta; Lepidoptera; Noctuidae. The record is from RefSeq and is a predicted model, not a curated record.